Ceratosolen solmsi marchali is the source of this 975-nucleotide messenger RNA. Its product is annotated as cuticle protein 19.8-like. Gene Ontology annotation, cellular component: extracellular matrix. The coding region runs from base 1 to 867 and encodes 288 amino acids. The transcript has 2 exons. NCBI's taxonomy places the organism in Eukaryota, Metazoa, Arthropoda, Insecta, Hymenoptera, Agaonidae. The record is from RefSeq and is a predicted model, not a curated record.
AUGGCGUACAAGAUGCUGACUAUAAUAUGCUUCUCUGCCGUCAUCGGCACGAUCCAGUCAAGCCUGGCAGCGAUCGCUCCAGGUCCUCUCCUCGCCAAAAUCGAAAACUUCGAUCCAGCACCUCAGUACAGUUUCGCCUACGACGUGCAGGAUGCGCUUACGGGGGACUCCAAGGCUCAAUAUGAGACGCGCGACGGCGACGUCGUCCAGGGCAGCUACUCGCUCAUCGAGGCCGACGGUACUAGACGUAUCGUCGACUAUACGGCCGAUCCCAUCAAUGGCUUCAACGCCGUCGUGAACCGUGAGCCGGCCGUUGCUGCCGUGGCCGCUCCGGUCGUCGCCAAGACAGUCGUCCAGUCGGCUCCGGUUGUCAGCGCGCCAAUCGUUGCCGAGAGAAUCGCCACGGCCCCCGUCGCAGCACCAUUUCUGGCGAGGACAGUAGCUGCCGGUGCCGUUGCCGGGCCCGUGUACGCCAGGACCGUCGCCGCUCCCAUCGCCGCACCGUUAUUUCGCCGUACCGUAGCCGCCGCCCCCAUUGCCGCGCCACUAUUGAGCAGAACCGUGGCUGCCGCUCCCAUUGCCGGACCAGUAUUGAGUAGAACCGUGGCUGCUGCCCCCAUUGCCGCACCAGUCUUCAGCAGAACCGUGGCCGCCGCUCCCAUCGCCGCACCACUAUUGAGCAGAACCGUGGCCGCCGCUCCCAUUGCCGCACCUGUGCUCAGGAGGACUGUGGCCGCUGCACCUUUGGUUGCUGCACCCGUGGCCGCUGCACCCGUCGCUGCUCCCGUUUACCAAGCUUACAGUAUACCACGAGCCGUAGCUACGAGAUUAGGACUCCCCGGCAACUACGCGACCUACGCUGUCUAGACGACUUUUUAUUUACCUACGAAUUUUUAGCGACACGUGCAUUAUAUGUGUCCUCGCUGGAGUUGCAUGUGCAGUUGCGUGAUUUUGUUAAAUUGAUACCAUUGUAAA